Messenger RNA from Cladophialophora immunda, 2258 nucleotides. RefSeq lists its product as uncharacterized. Bases 196 to 2226 code for a protein of 676 amino acids. NCBI's taxonomy places the organism in Eukaryota, Fungi, Ascomycota, Eurotiomycetes, Chaetothyriales, Herpotrichiellaceae. The transcript has 5 exons. The record is from RefSeq and is a predicted model, not a curated record. Gene Ontology annotation, molecular function: FAD binding.
CCCUCAGUCCACUUGUACUUCGGAAGGGUGCUUGGUGGCCUAGCUGCGACGUCCCGCCAUGCUGCCUGUGUUAAGAUGGUAUGAGAGUUGAGAUCUACUGUGCGAGAAAAGCUACAAGAGCAGCGGGAGGGACCCCACGUCCACAGCAAUUAGAGGAACAGAAGAGGUCCAGUAUCAUCAGGGAAUAGUAACGACAUGGCCACCGACAGCCAAACAAUCAUCGACGUGCCUGUGGUCAUCAUCGGAGGCGGCGGCUGUGGUUUGAACCUGUCCAUCUUUCUGUCGACAAAGGAGAUACCGCAUGUCUUAUUUGAAAAGCACAGGGAUACCUCGAUCUUGCCGAAGGCACACUAUCUCAACCAGAGGAGCCUGGAAAUCUUCCGUGUUCAUGGCUAUGCGCACCGCAUCAGAGAACAGAGUGCCCCCAACCGUUGUAUGAGCCAGGUGACCUUUUCAUCAUCACUGGGGGGCACGGGCCCAUAUGACCGGAAGCUCUUUUUUGCCAGCCCGUCCUUCGGCGGUGAUGAGGGUUCUGAACUGCUUCAUAAGUACCUACUUGUCGGGUCUGAAAGACCUGCGAAUUUGCCACUUGUCCGGUCUGAGCCGAUCUGGAGAACAGUUGCAGAGGAGAGGAACCCCGGGAAUAUUAAGUUCUCCCACAGAGUCAUCGAUAUUGUCCCGCACGACGAUUAUGUGUUGAUUAGUGUUCAACCCACCGAGGGUCCCCAGGUCACCUAUCGCGCGCAAUAUGUCGUCGCUGCCGAAGGUGGGAAAGGCUUCGUCGCACCCAAGAUUGGUGCUGUUCUUGAAGGACCAACCGACAUUGCGGACGUUGUGUCGGUCCACUUCGAGGCGGACCUGUCCCAGUAUUGGGACGAGCGAACCUUGAUUGCGAAUUACAUUAAUCCCGAGGGCGAGACAAUUCUGGGGAGUGGCACAGUCGUUUGCAUGGGCCCCACCUUUGGACGGUACUCUGAAAACUGGACCAUUCACUUUGGAUUCCGUGUCGAUGAUCCAGCUCGAUUUACCCAAGCCCAGGAGCAUUUACUGAUCCCGAGAAUUCGAGAGUUGCUCAAAAUUCCCGACCUUCAACUCAAGGUCCAAGCGGUUAGUCACUGGGUCCUGGAGCGUGUGUUGGCCAACAAGUACAGAGAAGGGAGGAUCUUUAUUGCUGGCGACGCCGCGCACCGACGUCCACCAACCACUGGCUUAGGUCUCAACACUUCGAUCGAGGAUGCAUACAACCUCUCCUGGAAGCUUGCGCAAGUGAUCAAAGGGACCGCUUCGCCCAGACUUCUCGAUACCUAUGAGCAAGAGAGACGCCUUGUUGGAAAGCGAAAUUGCGAUUGGGGAUUGAUGACAUUCUCCAACCAAGCCAUCAUUGCCGCUGCGGUAGGUUUCGCCCCCGGACAACGAGAACUCAACCGCGCGCGAAUGGAAGCCUUGGUGGAAGAGUCUGACAUUGGUGAAACGUUCCGUGCUCAGUUGAGAUACCUCAUCAAGAGCCAAAUGACCGAAUACUCUGCCUUGGACCUUGAACUCGGGUUUAGCUACUGGCGAGGCGGCGCAUUGGUCUCGGACGGCACUGAGAGGCCCCCGAUUGACCCCCUGGGCCAAACAUAUGUCCAAACAAGCCGACCGGGUCACCGACUUCCCCAUGUCUGGCUUGAAGAGAGGGAUGAUCGUGCUCAGCAUGUCCUGUCGACGCAUGACCUCAUCAAGAAGACGGAUGACUACUUGCUUAUUACUGACCAUUAUGGAUCUGCCUGGAUCGACGCCCUCGGGAAAGUUGUGGGAGAGCUGAAAGUUAAUGUCCGGAUUGCUCAGAUCGGCCCGCUGGCUUCGGGACUUCGCCCUUGCGCGUAUGUUGACCGCGACGAUCGCUGGCCUCGAGAAUCGCAGCUUCGGAGAGGAGGGGCCAUUCUCGUGCGUCCGGACAACUUUGUGGCCUGGCGACAAUUGGAUGGGAGUCUGCGUCAUGGAGAGGAGGCUGUUGAGGCGCUCAGGGUCUUGCUCGGUGAUACCGUCGGCCAGGACAUUCCCACCGACCCCUACGAUCCCAAUGGGUUCGUGUCCCAACAAGCAAAGGCUGGUCUGACCAACGGUGUCACCGUGGGGGACGAUGCCAUCACCGCCAGCGCCACCAAUCGAGUCAAGAUCAGCCGCGCUACCGUGGCAGGAUCUCGUGCAGGGCAAUUCCAGCGGUAUGACUCCCAUGGAGACUAGAAUAGAAUUGAAAUCGGCCUGUCAGAGUCGAU